CGUCUGUAGCGGCCCCGGACUGUGCAUCUUACGGGAUAAUGUGUUAUGGCGGUUCCUAUCUUGAGGUGGCAACGAAUCACAAAUUCUGCAGGGCCUCAACCUCGGCCGCGGCAUGGUCACAGGGCAGUGGCGAUUAAAGAUUUGAUGGUGGUCUUCGGAGGAGGCAAUGAAGGCAUAGUAGAUGAGCUGCAUGUAUUCAAUACAGCUACAAACCAGUGGUUUGUACCAGCAACAAAAGGAGAAGUACCACCAGGAUGUGCAGCAUACGGGUUUGUUGUAGAUGGCACUCGAAUACUCGUCUUUGGGGGCAUGGUUGAAUAUGGAAAAUACAGCAAUGAACUGUAUGAAUUACAAGCUAGCAGAUGGGAGUGGCGGAGGUUACGACCCCGCCCUCCGCGGAAUGGACACCCACCGUGCCCCAGACUUGGACAUAGUUUCACUCUCACCAACAGUAAGGUCUUCCUGUUUGGAGGCUUGGCAAAUGAGAGUGAUGAUCCGAAAAACAACAUACCAAGGUAUCUGAAUGAUCUUUAUACUCUGGAUUUGAAGACGAGUACCACUGCUUGGGACAUUCCACAAACAAAGGGUACACCACCAUCUCCAAGGGAGUCUCACACAGCAGUGGCAUACACACAGAAAGCCACUGAAGUAACUCGUAUUGUCAUUUAUGGUGGAAUGAGUGGUUGUCGUCUAGGGGACCUUUGGUUUUUGGAUUGUGAUACUUUCUCAUGGACGAGACCUGUAUUGAGAGGAGUCCCGCCCUUACCACGAUCUUUGCAUACAGCGACUUUAAUAGGUGAAAGGAUGUUUAUAUUUGGAGGUUGGGUGCCACUAGUUGUUGACGAUGUGAAAGCAGCAACGUUGGAGAAAGAAUGGAAGUGCACAAAUUCAUUAGCAUCCUUAAACCUAGAAACUCUCACAUGGGAGCAACUUGUAAUAGACACAAGUGAGGAAUAUAUGCCUCGUGCUCGUGCAGGACACUGUUCUGCAGGAAUCCACACAAGGUUGUAUGUGUGGUCUGGUAGAGAUGGAUAUAGGAAGGCGUGGAACAACCAGGUAUGCUGCAAAGACCUGUGGUACCUGGAGGUUCUGCAUCCAAUGCAGCCUCAUAAAGUUCAGUUGGUUAGAGCCCAAACUGAAGAACUUGAACUAUGUUGGCCAGCAGUUCCCACUGCAGAAGCUUAUCGUAUACAGCUACAUAGAUAUGAAAUGCCACCAAAUUGGAGUAUGCCAUCAUAUCCCCCAGUACCGAUCAGAUCUCCACCACAACCUGUUCCUUCACCAACAAAGAGCCCUCCAUCUCAGGUUGAGAAAACAUCUCCACAAAAAGAUAAUACUUCAUGCAAAUCUGCUGCUAUUCUUAGUACCCCUGUAAUGUCCCCACCAUUGAACAUUCCACAGGAGAAAUCACUGAGUGCAGAACUGGAGGAUGCUGAUGCAGACUUGUUGUCCUUGCAGAACAUUAUUGAACCUUUGUCAUCAACUAAAAUAACACCACCUGCAUUACCUACCUCCACAGUUCCAACAGCUGUUACUGGCAUAACGCCAGCAAAUCAAAUGAAACCUCAAGUCGGUGUUAUUGCCACUCCUACCACAAAAUCUUCAUUGGCUUCAAUGUUAGCAGGAAUUAAAUUGCCAUUGUCUUCCAGUAACAUGCCUGAUCUGGUACCUAACACCACUGCAGUGACUACACCUACUACCACAACUGUCUCUACUCUACCCACUCUGCCAGUGCUAACUUCCCCCAUUACCUCUCCCAAAAUGACUGUACUUACGACAGUGUCAUCACCCACAAGAAUUGCACCACAGCCACAGAAUGGUACAAGGGUUGCAACUGUUGCGUCACCAGCUCGCAGCAUUAUUCCUGUGGUUCAACAGUAUUCACCUGGAAUUAGAGCAUCUCCACAGGCGACGUUACUUAGAGGGGUUUCUCCAGCGCAAGGAAAGCAAAUAAUUUUACAGAAGUCAGCCAAUUCCACUGGAUCAAACCUAGUAACAUUUGUGAAAACAAGCCAAGGAGUCACUGUUGCAAUGCCAAAAACUUCGGUGGUGCAAGCAAAACCGGGAACAGCAGGUCAAGUAACAGCAAUUCAAACUGGGCAGAAAACAAUCCCAGCUGCUACAAUUGUAAAGCUUCUGAGUGGUAAUCAAGGCACAGGUGUUCAGAUACCACAAAUAAAGGGUGUGCCAUCAAACAUAAUGGUCACUAAAGCUCCAGGUCCUGGAGGAAAGCAAACAAUUGUUAUUACGAAACCUGGUUUGUCACCUGCUGGACCGUCAGCAGUUGGUGUCCGACCUGCAACUGGACAACAGUUUAUUGUUGUUACGACGUCACCUGGGAUCCGCACCGUGCAGUCAGUUACAUCAUCACAAGCGGGAAAUGCUACAGCUGGGGUCAUAUCACCUAAUGUAAAUUCACUCACAGCACCGAAUGCAGGAGCCAUGAAGAUGAUUGUCGUUUCAUCAGCUUCUGUGCCUGGAGGAAAUGUUGGCAAGCCAAUAACCAUAACAGUCCCAGGUGGUCAAGGAGGCAGACCAAAGACUGUUACUAUUGCAGCAAGACCUAGCGGUCAGGCAGUGAUAGGCUCUGUUCCUGCUACAGGGCAGAUUAUAAGCUCAGUUCAGCCCUCACAAACUCGCAUUGUGUCUACACAGCCUGCACUAACACUGGGUGCAAAACCAGUGACAAUGCAGCUAACGACAGCAGAUGGGGGACAGAAGAUGUUGACAUUACUGCCCAACAGUGGAACUACAAUGCCACUUGUAGCAGGAGCUGAGAAUAUGAGUUUAGGUAGCAGUUCAGCAGAGCUUGUGGCGGCCCUAGGUCAGACAGUCAGUACAUCUGCUGCUGCUACCCGCCAGCUUCAGCCCACCUCGACAAUAGCUUCGAGUGAAGGACCUGCUACUACAGAUGCUGCACUGGCUGCUUUGGCCGCAGAAGCUGGACUGCUUGACCCACCCUUAGAAAACUUGUCACCAGCUUUUCUUCAAAAAGAACUUGAGGGUGACGGGAGUGAAAUGUCACCAAAUUUAACAGGUGAUGAUCUCCAGUUUCCAACCUCCCAAGACAACUACAGAAGUGAUGGUGUAAGAAUGAACAGUACAAACAGUGACAAAUUAGUUAUCGACGAAAAUCUGGACAGCGGAAGUACGACGGGUGCUGACAGUGAUAUUGCCAAAGCUGCUUCAGAACUGAUGCAACUUAGUAAUCCAGAAGUUUGUAGCUUGGCAGAUGAACUUAGAUCUAUUAAGGAAAGUCAUUCGUCUGGCCUCGGUGAAAGUGCAGAUUGCAGCCUAAAUGAUGUUUUACAAUCGUGUACUGAUGGAAAUUUACAUGCAGAAAUGUCAGGUCACUCUCCAAUAAGUGCAAUGAAGUUCCAAAGUGAGCCCUCCAUAGAAGACCCUACAAAGGGAACAGACAUUGAUAACAGUGCUAUUAGUGCAGCGCAAGGAGAAAGCAGUUUGGGAAACAAAUCUGGACUUACAGAAAACAGAGAUUUGGAAUUCAGUUUGCGUGAGACUGACAGCAGUGCAAGCUCUCUGCCACUGAUGAAGACAGGUGAAAUGGAGUCUGAUGCUUUGUCCACAUUAGCAUCUGCAGCACUGGGCUUCAAGCAGGCACCGACGAAUGGAGCGCCUGUUCAACCUGCGGAGCAGAAGGGCCCUGUGGUCACACAACUGCCAGGAGCACCAUCAGCUAUAAAAAUUUUAAAGGUAAAUGAUGGUGUUAAUCUGUCUUGGGACCCUCCACCAAAUGAGGUCAUUAUAGAGUAUUCUGUAUAUCUUGCAGUACGCAGUGCCACUUCUCAAGUACGGGGAGAAAAUAAAACUGUAUUGAGUACAUCCACCCAGUUAGCUUUUAUGAGAGUCUAUUGUGGACCUAACAGUAACUGCAGGAUAGAACCUCAUCAAAUUGCUGAAGCUCACAUUGAUAAAAACACAAAGCCUGCCAUUAUAUUCAGAAUAGCUGCUCGAAAUGAGAGGGGAUACGGGCCAGCUACACAAGUGAGGUGGCUUCAAGAUACAACACCACAAACCAAACCAGCCAUUCUAAAACGACAGGCAGCAAUAAAACCACCGACUGCCACAGCAGGUAAUCCAGCAAAAAGGAGAAAACCAGAAGACCAGUCUUGAAAAUGACAUUUGUUUGGAGAGUUGUGGAACACUUGUGCAAAUAGUUCUAAGUCGAACCAGAAAUAAAUUCCAGAAACAAUUUGUGAUGGUAUCUAGACUCGUCAUUUCAGUUACAUCAUCUUAAUUUUUGUGAAGCUUGGUUGAUAAAUUCAAGCAUUCUGCAAAUUUGUGUUUUGUCCAAAGUUUCUGCAGCUGUCUUGAUUAUCUUUGUGGAAAUGUGUUAUUUCUUACACCAAGGAAGUACAGCAGUGUUACAAUCUUUAUCUGCACACUGGAGCAUAUAGAGCUUCAGCAUUUUGUAAAUAAUUUUAUUAAUUUUGUGUCAAAGAAAUAUCUAUUCUUAUUAAAUGUUCAACAUAAAGCACUUUAUCUGAAUAUGAUAAAAUGUUUUAUUCCAAAGGUUAUAAAAUGCUGAAGUACAUUUUAAAUUGUAUUUGAAUUAAUAUUCAUGUAUGUCUAAUUGACCAAGAUGUGGACAGAUAUGUGUGUAGUAAAGGCUGAAUUAUUCAUGAACAACAUUUCUGCCCCUACAUUUAUUAAAGUGUUAAUUUAGACCUUUUGUGAGGCAUUGAAUUCAAUAUAUUGGAGAGCAGUGGGAAUCCUUACUGGAAUAUAUUCACCCACCUUCCAUCGUCUUUUCAUGCUGAUCUCUCUCUUGCCCCUAUAUAUUUUAUGUAGUGUCCCUUGAGGUGACAGAAAAGUGUACAUGCAAAUAAACGUAAGAAUGCGGAAUAAUUUUGCUGUAAUGAUUUUGCAUAUAUGUAGAAACUGCUUUUAAUUUUAGUUUGUAAAAAGAAUUUUACACAAACCGUACCAUCAUAAUUUUAAUAUGAACAUUUUCUUUGAUUAGAUGUUUGUAUGAGAAUAUUUGAAAACAAAAAAGCAGUACAAACUGAACUCGCUGCUGUUUUUAUGUUACUUGGCAAAGCCAAAUGUAGAAGAGGCAGUUAGAGGAUUCGUGCUUCAUCACGACACAGUGUAGCCAUAUGGCUUGCUGUUAUUUGUAGUUUUGGCAUCACACAUGUUAAAGGAAGUGUUUACAGGAGCAGCACAAGGUGGAUGAAGAUUCUGUGGAAACAUGAUAUUUUUGUGUAAAGACGAAGUUUUCACUCACGCUCAGCUGACCAAUUGCAAUUUUAUUUUAAGGUUUCCAGAGUAGAUAAAUCGUGAAGUGUAAAGAACAGAACAUGGGUAACAAACUGUACUGUUACAAUAGAACACAUCAGAAUUGAAACAAAAAGUGCAUUCACACAUUACUCAGUGAGUCAGUGCUAACAAAGCUGCAGUAUGCUGUACUAGCCAGAAUUUAAAUUUUAUGACUUGUCCUGAGUAUUUGAUGCAUAAGUGAUUAUAAAAUAAAUGGCA
Schistocerca nitens (vagrant locust) is the source of this 5499-nucleotide messenger RNA. It is a transcript of the gene Hcf, whose product is annotated as host cell factor 2. Bases 46 to 4134 code for a protein of 1362 amino acids. Gene Ontology annotation, biological process: chromatin remodeling; regulation of DNA-templated transcription. Gene Ontology annotation, molecular function: transcription coactivator activity; protein binding. Gene Ontology annotation, cellular component: histone methyltransferase complex. The transcript has 17 exons. The record is from RefSeq and is a predicted model, not a curated record. NCBI's taxonomy places the organism in Eukaryota, Metazoa, Arthropoda, Insecta, Orthoptera, Acrididae.